Messenger RNA from Phytophthora infestans T30-4, 477 nucleotides. RefSeq lists its product as uncharacterized. The coding region runs from base 1 to 477 and encodes 158 amino acids. The transcript has 3 exons. The record is from RefSeq and is a predicted model, not a curated record. NCBI's taxonomy places the organism in Eukaryota, Oomycota, Peronosporomycetes, Peronosporales, Peronosporaceae.
AUGAUCGUUUUGAGCCCAUGGUUUAGUGGGAAGAACAACCUUUGUUUAUUCUUUCUCAAGAACCCUCCUCAUGAACUCUAUGACUAUCUCAGAGAUAAGCUGAGUGAAUUUAUAACGUUUGCUGACCCUGCCUCUCCACCGAGCGUCAAUCAGUUGCGAAGGGCUCCUCUGAGCUCGAAUAUACCGGAGCUAUUGAGUACUAUUUUCCUUAGCCAUAGCUACUUUGCUUCCGAUAAGAUGAUCCGAUUGAAUUCAGAGUACGUGACAAUCCUAAAAGCCAAUUCGAAAAGCGAUUUAGCAAUGGUUGUUAAAGAUUUUAACAUCCCCCGCGUUGAUGAACGAUCGAUUGUCCAUUAUUACAACCGUGCUACUGAGAGAAAAGGGCAACAUCUUCUUUGCGAUAGUGCAAGAGGCGAAUUAAGACACAAUUUCGAUAGACCUAACCGAACGGAUGAGUUAUUAUUGAUAUCGCGAUAA